Poecilia reticulata (guppy) is the source of this 2654-nucleotide messenger RNA. RefSeq names its product solute carrier family 22 member 7-like. Lineage: Eukaryota; Metazoa; Chordata; Actinopteri; Cyprinodontiformes; Poeciliidae. The record is from RefSeq and is a predicted model, not a curated record. Gene Ontology annotation, molecular function: transmembrane transporter activity. Gene Ontology annotation, biological process: transmembrane transport.
UCCUGUUAGUGAUACUAAUGAAUUGCAGCAUCUGUUACACAAGGAUUAUUUUCUCACUGUGCUUUUCAACACAAUACAUGAGGAAACUCUAAGGAACUCAGUGCAUGUCUGAACAUUGUAGAUUUACUCAUCUGAAAUCUUUGCAUUAAUUCCUAAACAACUGUAAAUUCUAAAGCAAAUGUAAACACUGGUACAUAUUGUUCUGCUAUGUUUGCCACAGUAUGGCAACAGAACAUAAACCUUUUCAAAAGGAAUCUUACUUAUUUUUUCCAAUACUUUUUUUUUCAUUUAUAUUCAGUGUCAAUGUCCUGUUAACAUAAACCCCAGGAGCAGGGUGUGAUAAACUCACUACACCACAUUAUGUGAUACUAUAAAAUCUUCAUGAUAGUGAUUCUAAACAUCAGUUGUUUCUGCAGAGUCAUAGCUGGUAUCUUGUGCCCCAGUUAUUUCUGUAACUAACACCUGAAGGAUCCAGAGACACUAAGAGCCAAGUCCUUUGGUUUCACAGAACAGAGGUCCUAGAUCAUUUACUCAAGAACGUCAAUGAAGCCGAUGGUUUUGCUUACAGGUAUGGGUUAAUCAAACCAAGGAACACUUCAAGAACUGUCUGACGGAAAAAGUUAUUUAUUGAAAAACAAUAGUUACAUGACAAGCUCUAGUGAGCAGAGCUGUAUGUCCAUUAACCAGAGGUCUGUAACAGAGACAAAAAAAAGAUGCACUUUUCAGUUCCCUGCCUCCUGUGUGGUGCUUUCCUCCACUCUCUGGCACUACAUCAUCUGUCAGCAAGAUGAAGUUUGAGAAUGUGCUUGCAGAGGUUAAUGGCUUUGGCAGAUUUCAGAUUAGGACACUUCUUUUGCUGGUCAUUCCUCGUAUGACUUUGCCAUUUCACUUCCUGCUUAAUAACUUCAUCUCGGUGAUUCCUUCUCACCGCUGCAACAUCAGUGCAUUAGACGAUGGAGAAAUAUUUGGGAAUUUAUCUAUUGAAGACAAGCUCGUUGUCAGUAUUCCUUUACAGAGUGAUGGGAGCCCGAGCUCGUGUCAGAUGUUUGCGGAGCCUCAGUACCACCUGCUGUAUAACUCUACCAACUCCACUGAUCUACCUACGAUUUCAUGCCAGGACGGGUGGGUUUAUGACAACAGCAUCUUUAAAUCGACUCUCGCCACCGAGUGGGACCUGGUUUGUGAUAAGAGAAGUGUGAACAGAGUCACAGCCACCAUCUUCUUCAUGGGGGUUAUGUUUGGAGCAGCGGUUUUUGGCUAUCUUAGUGACAGGUUUGGCCGGAAGAGAACACUUCUGGUGUCCUACAUAAUGACCGCCAUCUUUGGUUUUGCAAGUGCUUUCUCUUAUAAUUUCAACAUGUUUGCUGUCAUGAGAUUUUUCACUGGAUUUGGGAUUUCUGGAGUCAGUAUAAUCACCAUUGUUCUAUGUGUAGAAUGGGUCGGAAUCAAGCAUCGUACCUUGGUGGGAGUCCUAAUGAGUUUGGACUGGAGUUUUUCAACGAUUCUGCUGCCCGGUGUGGCCUACUUUGUGAAUGAUUGGAGAUACCUGACUGCCACUGUGACCAGCCCACUGCUGCUGGCUAUAAUCUGUUGGCGGUGGCUCCCAGAGUCUGCCAGAUGGUUGAUAAGUACUGGAAAAGUGAAUAGUGCUCAUUUUUACCUGACGAAGUGUGCAAAACUCAACCGCAGAGAGGAGUUCAUGGCUGACCUAAAACCUGAGAUUCUCUCCAAAGUAAUACUUGUUGAGGAUGAAAAUAGAAAAUACUCCUACAUGGACCUUGUGAAGACUCCCAGAAUGAGACGACUUGCUCUACUAACUGGCAUUGUUUGGUUUGGAGUGGCCUGCGUCUAUUAUGGAAUCAGCUUAAAUGUUCCUGGGUUUGGAGUGGACAUUUAUCUCACGCAGUUCAUCUACGCCAUCUCCGAAAUCCCAGGAAAAAUCUUCAUCAUUUUCUUUUUGAACAAAUUAGGCCGAAGAUGGACUCAGGCUGGAACACUUGGCUUCACAGGGCUGUGUUUGUUCUGCAACAUUUUUGUCCCUCAGAAUCUGUGGAUAACAAGGACGGUUUUUGGAGCUGCAGGCAAGAUGUUUGCAGAAGCAGCUUUUACAACUGUGUUCCUGUACACAACAGAGCUUUAUCCGACUGUCAUGAGGCAAAACGGACUUGGUUUCAGCUCUUUCGCUGCUCGCACUGGUGUGUCUCUAUCCCCCCUGGUGAUGAUUCUUGAGGACGUCAGGUCUUACCUACCAAAUAUCAUUUUCACCUUGGUGGCUUGCAUUGGAACUGUGUCAACUUCUUUUCUUCCUGAGACACUAAACGUCCGUCUCCCGGAGACCAUCGAAGACAUUGAACAGACAAGAAGACGAUCAAUACCGACAUCCGAUGAUAACGCGACUCUGUGACUGCUUUUGGGCAUGAAAAACAAAAUGGUCGAUUUCCACUGGAGAAUAAUUGUCUACAAUGUUAAUCUGCUAUACAAACUCUACUCUGUUGUUUGAUGAAAUGCUUUGAUGUCGUGAGCAGAACCUGUUUGUUUCUGACACUGAUUAGAAACAGUAAAGUAUGUCUCAGUCUGAUGCUAAAAUUAAGUGAUUGUCAUGUAAAUCCUUGAAGAAUCUACAACUUUAAAAUAAAAUUACACACUAAAUGGUG